AUGCCUCGCCCGGGCAGAAACACUUACAGUGACCAGAAGCCUCCCUACUCCUACAUCUCGCUGACCGCCAUGGCGAUCCAGAGCUCCCCGGAGAAGAUGCUGCCCCUGAGCGAGAUCUACAAGUUCAUCAUGGACCGCUUCCCGUACUACCGGGAGAACACGCAGCGCUGGCAGAACUCCCUCCGCCACAAUCUCUCCUUCAACGACUGCUUCAUCAAGAUCCCGCGCCGCCCCGACCAGCCGGGCAAGGGCAGCUUCUGGGCGCUGCACCCCAGCUGCGGGGACAUGUUCGAGAACGGCAGCUUCCUGCGCCGCCGCAAGCGCUUCAAGGUGGUCAAGUCGGACCACCUGGCCCCCAGCAAGCCGGCGGAUGCGGCGCAGUACCUGCAGCAGCAGGCGAAGCUACGGCUCAGCGCCCUGGCGGCCACCGGCACCCACCUGCCCCAGAUGUCCACGUACAACCUCGGCGUGUCCCAGCCCUCCAGCUUCAAGCACCCCUUCGCCAUCGAGAACAUCAUCGCCAGAGAGUACAAGAUGCCCGGCGGCCUCGCCUUUUCCACGAUGCAGCCCGUGCCGGCCGCCUACCCCCUCCCCAACCAGUUGACUACGGUGGGCAGCUCCAUUGGCACGGGCUGGCCCCACAUGUACAGCUCCGGCAUGAUCGACACCGCCACCCCCAUCUCCGUGGCCAGCAGCGAGUACGGCGCCUACGGCGUGCCCAUUAAGCCGCUCUGCCAUGGGGGGCAGACUUUGCCGGCCAUCCCCGUCCCCAUCAAGCCUACCCCCGCCGCGGUGCCGGCCCUGCCGGCCCUGCCCGCGCCCAUCCCCACGAUCCUCUCGAACUCGCCACCCUCCCUCAGCCCCACGUCCUCGCAGACGGCCACCAGCCAAAGCAGCCCGGCCACCCCCAGCGAGACUCUCACCAGCCCGGCGCCCGCCCUGCACUCCGUGGCGGUGCACUGA
Harpia harpyja (harpy eagle) is the source of this 963-nucleotide messenger RNA. It is a transcript of the gene FOXB1, whose product is annotated as forkhead box B1. The record is from RefSeq and is a predicted model, not a curated record. Gene Ontology annotation, biological process: anatomical structure morphogenesis; regulation of transcription by RNA polymerase II; cell differentiation. The transcript has a single exon. The coding region runs from base 1 to 963 and encodes 320 amino acids. Lineage: Eukaryota; Metazoa; Chordata; Aves; Accipitriformes; Accipitridae. Gene Ontology annotation, molecular function: DNA-binding transcription factor activity, RNA polymerase II-specific; RNA polymerase II cis-regulatory region sequence-specific DNA binding.